UACAUAUGAAACUCCAAGUAACACUUGCAAAAAAAGUUCCAACUCUUUUGUGACACAUUUUUUUUCUUUGACAUUCUUGGAAACAAAUUAUUUACUAGCAUUUAGUGUUUCUUGAACUUCAUUAACUUCUAAAAGUUUUCCAAGUAUAUUGUUUUUGUUCAAAUGAAAACUAGAAGAGGAAAAAGAUCAGAGGCAUUUUGGCCUUCAAUUGUCAUGAAGAAAUGGUUGAAUAUUCAGCCUAAACUUUAUGAUUUUAGUGAAGAUGAAGUUGAUACUGAAACAGAAAGUGAAGACGAUGCUUGUUCACUUAAAGAUGAAAGAGUCCAUGAGGAUCAUUGGCACAGAUCGCCAGGGAAACCUACUGAUUGUCAACCUCAAACUUCAGGGAAGACUUCAACCAAGUACUCGUCUAGACACAGAAGAGGGAAAUCAGAAACUCUGAGAGUUCAGUACAUUAAUACAAAAGAAGUGAGAGUUACCAUAGGAACUUGGAAUGUCGCUGGAAGACUUCCAGACGAGGAUCUUGAAAUCGAUGAGUGGCUUUGUAUGAAUGAACCAGCUGAUAUGUAUAUCCUUGGCUUCCAAGAAGUAGUUCCUCUAAAUGCUGGAAAUGUACUGGGAGCGGAAAAUAGAAGGCCGAUACCAAAAUGGGAGGCGAUCAUUCGCAGAACGUUAAAUAGAAUGACAGUGGAACCUGAGGCUGAGCUAAAAAGUUACAGUGCUCCACCGUCUCCGGUGUUAAGGACUUCGCCUGCAGCCGAUAUAAUCGCUGAUGUUGUAACUACUACUACUGCACUAGACAUAAUUGCUGAGGCGUCAAUGGAUACCACGUGCUUUGCCGAUGAUAAUAUGAUCAACCUGAGGAAGAAUUUGCAGUUAAAGAGAAUAUAUGGCAUUGAUAAUUGUGAUAGUCGAUUGGAUUGGCCUGAACGUUCGCUAGAUGCAACGCCUCAGGUCCUUUCUUCGACUUUUAAGUUAAGGAGAGUAUUGAGCAGCCGCACUCUUGCUUUUAACAAUAAUGAUGUUGGAUUGGAUGGUAGCAAGUUAAAAAGAGGGCACCAAAGCUCUGGAGACUUAGGAUCGUUGUGGACGAAUCAACAAGAGGAGCCUGAAGUUCUCGAUUCUCUUUCUGAUGGAUCCGAUCAAUUUUCUGACGAGGAAAAUGAUCUCUUCGAGGAAUUCAUAGAGUUCGAAGAUGAAAGUUCAGUUCUAAAACAUUCUGUGAAUUCACAUCCGAGGUAUAUUCGUAUUGUCAGCAAGCAAAUGGUUGGGAUAUAUGUAUCGAUUUGGGUUCGUAGGAGGUUGAGGCGGCACAUAAACAACUUGCAAGUCUCCCCCGUUGGAGUCGGUCUUAUGGGAUACAUGGGAAACAAGGGAUCUGUGUCUGUGAGCAUGUCUCUUUUCCAGUCAAGACUAUGCUUUGUUUGUUCACACUUAACGUCUGGUCAAAAGGACGGGGCAGAUCAAAGGCGUAACUCUGAUGUGUAUGAAAUUAUGCGGCGUACACAUUUCUCAUCCGUGUUCGACACUGAUGCAGAUCAACCACAAACAAUUCCAUCUCAUGAUCAGAUAUUCUGGUUCGGGGAUUUGAAUUAUCGAAUCAAUAUGUUGGAUGCUGAGGUGCGGAAGCUUGUCGCCAAAAGACAAUGGGAUGAACUUCUCAACAACGAUGAGCUAAUCAAAGAACUCCGAGGUGGCCAUGUUUUUGCUGGUUGGAAGGAAGGGUCAAUUAACUUUGCACCAACAUAUAAAUAUGAGAUCAACACGGAUAGAUAUGUCGGAGAGACUCCACGAGAAGGGGAGAAGAAGAGAUCGCCAGCUUGGUGUGACCGUAUACUGUGGCUAGGUAAAGGUAUAAAACAGCUCUUUUACAAGCGAACCGAGUUAAGACUAUCUGAUCACAAGCCUGUAAGCUCAAUGUUUUCGGUAGAAGUUGAAAUAUUCGAUCACAGAAAGCUCCAGAAAGUCCUCCAUGUUAACACCGCCGCUGUACAUCCAGAGAUCCUGCUAGAUAUCGAAGAUUAGGAAUCAGAAAUGAAGCAUCGCGUACAUAUGUUCUUCUACACAGAGGUGGAUUCAGGAUCUAGAGUCUGUGGAUUCAGAAUGUCUUAUACGAUAAAGACACGAGACGAUAUCCGUAUCUGUCAGAUAAGCAACAUACAUACAUAUACAUAGUGUGUUUAAUGUUUGUGUAAUCAAAAAAUAGUCUUGACAAAAUUUUGAGUUAAUUUUCCCUUAUUGUAAAGUUUUGAUCUUAUUGUAAAGUUUUGAUCUUCCCAUGUUUUUUUACUAUAUGGUUUUGUAAAAUUAUGAAAUUACCUCUUGAUAUACAUUUUGAAGUUUUACUAGAAAACUUUUUUGUGUUUGUAAAAAGCUAAUUGAAUAGAAAUAGUGUUCCAUUCAUUAACUCAUGAAAUGCAGUUUUCUUUACUA
Molecule: messenger RNA, 2433 nt
Organism: Capsicum annuum
Lineage: Eukaryota; Viridiplantae; Streptophyta; Magnoliopsida; Solanales; Solanaceae
Product: type I inositol polyphosphate 5-phosphatase 2
Exons: 11
Coding region: 163-2025 (620 amino acids)
Biological process (GO): phosphatidylinositol dephosphorylation
Molecular function (GO): phosphatidylinositol-4,5-bisphosphate 5-phosphatase activity; inositol-polyphosphate 5-phosphatase activity; phosphatidylinositol-3,4,5-trisphosphate 5-phosphatase activity
Source: RefSeq, a predicted model, not a curated record